Molecule: messenger RNA, 1537 nt
Organism: Girardinichthys multiradiatus
Lineage: Eukaryota; Metazoa; Chordata; Actinopteri; Cyprinodontiformes; Goodeidae
Product: kelch domain-containing protein 1-like
Exons: 14
Coding region: 154-1341 (395 amino acids)
Molecular function (GO): protein binding
Source: RefSeq, a predicted model, not a curated record
GCGGAAGUUGCAUUUUAUUUUGUAGUAGUGUUUACACAGCUGAUGUGGUGACGAACUUGUUGCAGAUCAGGAGCGAAAUGCUGAAUUUUACAGCAUGAGAAAAAGAAACACGGCAGCUGGAAUCGUCCUUUAAUCUCUGACAGAGGACGGAGGAUGUACCCCGCCUUUGAGCGGCGCCGCUCGGAGCUGGUGGCCCGGGAAAGGAGCGGACACACGGCUGUGGUGGCGGACAACCUGCUGUAUGUGUGGGGAGGCUACACGUCCAUUGCUGAUGAAGAGAUUUUUAUUCCCAGUGAUGAAAUCUGGGUCUAUGACUUAGAAGGAGGUAUAUGGCAGGUGUUUCACAUGACAGGUGAGGUCCCUACCUCCAUGUCUGGGACCUGUGGCUGCUCCCUGAAUGGAAACAUGUACAUAUUUGGAGGAUGUGAUAACAGCGGACAGACCAAUCAGAUGUUCUGUGUUGACCUGACAGACGGUAAAUAUGUGUGGAAGAAGAUCGUACCAGAGUUUGGUUCUGCUCCCUCGCCUCGAGACAAACUGUCCUGCUGGGUUUAUGAUGGAAAACUUAUCUACUUUGGAGGAUAUGGUCAUAAGGUACUGGCUGAUGUCUCCAGCAGGAACAGAAACUUCAUCCUUGAUGAACCGUCCGGGCUGGAGGAUUCAUUUUGGGGAUGGAACAAUGAAGUUCAUAUAUAUGACCCUGUUGAAGGCAGCUGGACUGAACCCCGAACUCAUGGUCGCACUCCUGCUCCAAGAGCAGCACAUGCCGGCACCACGCUUGGCUGCAAAGGAUACGUCUGUGGAGGCAGAGUCAUGGAAACCAGAACGUAUGACAUUCAUUGCCUAGAUCUUGAAUCAUGGACGUGGACUGAAAUAGUUCCUUUAUCAGCCACUCCAGUGGGCAGAUCAUGGCAUACCCUCACAGCGGUGUCAGAGACCACCAUGUUCCUGUUCGGAGGUCUCAGUGUAGACUGCAAACCAAUGAGUGAUGGCUGGUUGUUUGACGUUGAAACAAAGAAAUGGAGAGAGUUUGAACAUCCCUAUCAGAAUAAACCAAGGUUGUGGCACACAGCAUGCGCCAGCAGAGACUCAGAUGUGAUUGUGUUUGGUGGAAGCUGUGACUACAUCCUGCUGGUAGACACUGGACAUUGCAACGACGCGCUUGUUUUCCAGACGCAGCCGCAUCCUUUGUUCAGGAUUUCUAAGGAUUACAUCGCAAAGAAUGUGAGAAACUUGGAGAGCCUCAGAAAUCAGCUUCAUCUUCUACCUCCCAAACUGCUGAAGGCUCUGCAGAUGAGGAUAGCUUUCUACAGGCCUUCAAAGAAGCAAAAUAACUGUUGAACAUGGUCUAAAUGCCAAAAGAGCACUAUAUCAUAAAGGGUUUGACAGUUUUCCUUUUAAAACACACUGUGCAGAAUAUUUUAUGGAGUUUUAUUUGAGUGUUUAACAGAUUUUGACCUUUUAUGUUGUGCAGUGUCCAAACCAUUAUGUUCAGUUUAUGUGAUGGCUCUUUAUUAAAUAAGCUGUUUGGAAACCA